AUGUCAUCUAUUGUUUGUUCUGACGAGCCUUGCAAAGUUUGUGCACAACCUGCUCAUGGAAAACAUUUCGGUGUUGUCAGCUGUCGCGCCUGUGCCGCAUUUUUCAGAAGGACUGCUUCUAGAGAAUUGAGAGAAAAAGUUCAAGUUUGUGACCCAGUGACUUGCGUUAUCUAUGAGAAUGACAGAUAUCGCUGUAAAUAUUGUCGACUCCAAAAGUGCUAUGAUGUUGGUAUGGAUUCAGCAAAAUUCCAAACUAACCGGGAUCUUAUCUCCAACUCUAAUAUCUACAAGAAAAAAUUGAAAGUCAGUCUUCCUCAAAGUUUGUCAAAUUUUCUCGGCCGACCUGAAUUUAUUUUAUGUUGUGAACCGGAUAAAGUCUCCAAUGUGAAAACUGUUAUUGACGUGUCUGAUUUAGUGUUCAAGGCUACGCGAAUACUACGAGAAGAUGUCCUUCUCUAUCCUUUCAAAUUUGAUAACAGCUUGGAAAGACUCACGUUUGGUAUGGAAGACAUGAAAACGAGAAAACUGAAUAAGAAACUGCAACUUCUGAAGACUCUUGGAAAACCGGAAUCUCUGAUGUUCUUCGAGAAAAAUUUCAUAAGUGCCGCACAAUGGUUUGCUGGAUUUCCAGAAUUUCCAGAACUGGAUAUGAAUAUUGACAUUCUAAAAUCGUCUUGGUUACUCUGGUUACGACUAGGAAAACUAGCAGAAACUGCAGAAUACCAAAAGAAGAAAAUGUUGGGAACAGAAGUCUUGAUGUGUUCAGAAGGAACUUGUGUGAAUAUCGAUAAAGUGAAUAUUGAUUUGUCUUGGUGUACUAACUAUUCAGUGGAACAGCUACGGAGUUUUAUGAUGAGUGGUUUUGAUGAGUACUGGAAGAAAUCUAUAGACUCGUUGAUUCAGUUGGAGCCAACGAAUGUUGAGCUCAACUUUAUGCUCAUUCAACUUUGCCUAAAUGAAGCUGGCAAGAAGUUUCAAGGAAAAAUUCUAGAAGCCACCGACAAACUGAUACUUAUCCAAGCAAACAAUCUACAUGAUUACUAUACUAAGAAGCUGAAAAUGCCAAAUUAUUCGAGUCGUCUGGCCAAAAUGAUGAAACUGAACAAGGAGAUGGAGGCAGAUGUGAGGGAGAGAAAAGAGAUGAGUCGAAUUGCAAGAGUUUUUGAUCUGUUUUCUAUUGAAUAUUCUCAUCCGGAAAUAAGGUCAGCAAACUGGAACUUCAAAGCUAGAGGUUUGUGGUGUGAGAAGCAAAACUGUGUGAUUUUUAAAGAUGGAAAGUACAAAUGCAAGGAAUGUAGACUGAAAAAAUGCCAACAAGUUGGAAUGGACACUAGAAAAUUCCAAAAUAAUCGAGAUUUACUCUCAUCCACUAACACUUUCCCCGAUCGGAUGUCACCAAGUUUAGCAAAUUUUUUGGGUCGUCCCGAGUUUAUAUUAUGCUGUGAGCCGAUGAAAGAAGCUCAUGUAAAAUCAAUAAUUGAUGUCAAGUAUCUCAUUGAAAAGGGAAUGAAAAUAUUAGCAGAAGAGCCCUCUUCGAUUCCUUAUAAAUUUGAGAAUAGUUUGGAGAGACUGACACUUGCGAUGGAGACAAAGACAUUGAAGAAAGUGGAUCAAAAGUUGCAAGUUGUGACAACUGUUGGAAAGAGGGAAGCGUUGCUUUUCUGGGAACAAACUUUCAUUGCGGCUGCUCGAUGGUUCACCGGAUUCUCGGAAUUCAUGGAACUGGGAAUGGACAUUAAGUCGUCCUGGCAGCUUUUCAAUCGCUUACAAAAACUAGCAGAGUCUGCUGAACUUCAUCGGAAACGAGUUCUCGGCGACAAUGAAUUCGUUUGUGCAGAAGGGACUUCGAUGAGUUUCGACAAAAUCAAAAUUGAUUGGUCAUGGUGUACAAAUUAUUCAUUUGAACAGAUGAGGGUAUUCUUCACGCCAAACGUUGCGACACACUGGAAGAGUCCAGUGGACACUUUGAUUGAAUUGGAGCCAUCAAAUGUGGAGCUUACCUUUAUGCUUAUCCAACUAUGUUUACAUCAAGCUGGGAAAAAGUAUCAAGGAAAAGUUCUCGAAGCUACUGAUAGAUUGAUACAGAUCCAAGCUGAUAACUUGCAUGAUUAUUAUACAAAGAAACUGAAAAUGCCAUACUAUUCGGGUCGAUUGACAAAACUAAUAAAAGUGAACAAAGCCAUUGAAACAGAAGUAAGGGAAAGAAAGGAGCGAAGUCAUAUUGCAUGGGUCUUCAACUUAUUUUCUAUUGAAUAUUCUCAUCCGGAGAUGUUUGAAGCUUCUUAA
Caenorhabditis remanei is the source of this 2286-nucleotide messenger RNA. RefSeq lists its product as uncharacterized. The record is from RefSeq and is a predicted model, not a curated record. Bases 1 to 2286 code for a protein of 761 amino acids. The transcript is spliced from 11 exons. Lineage: Eukaryota; Metazoa; Nematoda; Chromadorea; Rhabditida; Rhabditidae. Gene Ontology annotation, biological process: regulation of DNA-templated transcription. Gene Ontology annotation, molecular function: zinc ion binding; sequence-specific DNA binding; DNA-binding transcription factor activity.